CAAGCUAAAGUAAACAAGAAGUUAUUGUUGCGGUAGUUACUAUAUCUAGCAGAUAUGAUUAAUAGCUUUGUGCAAAACGAUAGACUUUCCUAGCCCAACAAUGUUUUGCGUAUGUAUGGUCAUAUGGUGUGUUUGCAUGUAUCGAUCGCGCAGCUUUUGUCUUGACUAUUGUUUCGAUAUAGUAAAAACUAUAUUUAAUUAUACCUCGUGUGUUUACAUGUUACAUUAAAUGAGAAAUCAAUUGAAAUUACUCCCGACGCAAGGGAAUCCAAUAACAGCAGCUAAACUGGAAACAAAUAAAGCAAUAAAUCUCAGUUGCAAUUGCGCUGACACACAUACACAUGUAAAUGAUACAAUGUAAACACAUUCCACUAAUUAACUAAUAGUGCAACUAAUUUAAAUAUGGAUUUAGGCCAAGCCUAACCUAUGAUGCGAUUGAUUGGAUCCGAUCCCAAACGAGUUCGCCAGAUCGGCUGCAACAGCGCCACAUUGCAUCGCUUCUCACAAUUUUAUUGUGAUAAAUGGGACGGAGGGGAGUUACGUUGAGUGCAUCAAAGUAAUUGGCGCGCGCCACUAUAAAUAGUAAACGAAAUGCCGGCAAAAAGUCAGUUUUUUGCAUUCUAAAGCCGUGUCAACAUGUCGCGUAUCGUUCUUCCCCUCGUCCUGUGCCUGGCAAUGGCCGUGCAGGCCUAUUUCCCCAAUGAUCCGAAGCCGUGCAAAUACGGAGACACAGAAUGUUUUGUGAAGUUUUGCAACAGGCUAAUAACGGAGAAGGCAACCGAAGGGGAUGACAGCCUGAACCUGGUCCAGUUGGAUCCUUUGGCGGUGGAUAGGAUGGUCCUCAAGCAGGGCGACGAUAGGAGCCCAGUGAGGAUAGAUCUUACGUUUACGAACAACAAACUGUUUGGCAAUAAGGAUCUGCGCUUCAAAAAGAUCAGAGGAUUCGGCAAGGAAAUCGCCACGAAACACGAAAUGAUAAUGACCUCUAAGGUGUACUCCCUGGUGGGUGAAUACUCCAUCAAGGGCCAGGUCCUGGUCCUGCCCAUAAGCGGCUCCGGCCACAGCAACAUGACGUUGAUUGGAACGGAUUUGAAAGUCAGUUUCAUCGGCAAGCCAGUGGAAAAGAAUGGAGAGAUUUACAUGGAAGCCACCGAUUUGCAGUAUUACUUGAAACCAAAGAGCCAACACUAUCACUUUAGCAACCUCUUUAACGGUGACAAGAUCCUGGGCGACACAAUGAACACAUUCCUCAACGAGAACGGGGCCGCCAUCUUUAGUGAGACGAAGGAGACAAUCGAGAAAGCUUUUGCCGCGUUAUACCAGCCCCUGAUCACGAGAGUUUUCUCCAAGUAUCCAUAUGCCAAGUAUUUUGCCGCGGAAGAGAGUAGCUAAUACUUUAAUAUCCAUAGAAAUAAACUUUGCCCUAGUUCGAUUUUAGUUGUCCGAAAUAACACGAAUACUUUGCAAUCAUCAUUAGAUUAAAUGAGUGCUAUAAAUCAGAGUCAUUAAGAUGUUAGAAUAAGUGGAGAACCUAUUCCCAAAGGUGGAUCAUGCAUAUAAUCCAAGCAUUCCGACUCCAGCCUGAAAGUAUGUGGUGCAAGGCAUCUGACAUAGACAUCUUGACCUACAAGGAAAUAUUGCAUGUAUUUUAUUUGCUAGUAUGAUGACCCUACGGUCAGAAAAUGUUGCCUGUUAACAAGUUGUCAGCCUCUCAAUUCAUUAAACGCAAUUAAAGUAUGUCAAA
Drosophila pseudoobscura is the source of this 1744-nucleotide messenger RNA. RefSeq names its product takeout (gene to). Bases 637 to 1392 code for a protein of 251 amino acids. Lineage: Eukaryota; Metazoa; Arthropoda; Insecta; Diptera; Drosophilidae. The record is from RefSeq and is a predicted model, not a curated record. The transcript is spliced from 4 exons.